Molecule: messenger RNA, 1640 nt
Organism: Paramacrobiotus metropolitanus
Lineage: Eukaryota; Metazoa; Tardigrada; Eutardigrada; Parachela; Macrobiotidae
Exons: 4
Coding region: 31-1578 (515 amino acids)
Molecular function (GO): nucleic acid binding
Source: RefSeq, a predicted model, not a curated record
GAUAAUGGUAAGGAAUUUGUUAGUAAAGACAUGCGUAAGUUUUUUGAAGAAUGUAACGUUACAUUUUUUACAACAAAAAACGAUGAUGUAAAGUGUGCGAUGGUUGAACGUCUAAAUCGUACAAUUGAAGACCGGUUGUAUGUGUUCAUGACCGAAAACAACACAUACCGAUUCAUUGAUAUCCUUCCUAAGGUUUUAUCCGCUUACAAUUCUACAAAACACUCGGCUACAGGAGUAGCCCCUAAAGACGUCGGUCCUGAAGAAGCUGAGCAAAUUCUCCAGAAGAUGGUUGAUGAACAAAAAGAUUCAGUAGCAUCUACCGGAUCUUCUUCAUCCUCAUUGUCCUACGCAUCAUCCACUUCCUCCGAUGGCGUGUAUCGCCCAUACAACUUGGUGGAUCCUGGUUGCCCGUUUGCUAACGCUUGCCUGGAGAUCGACCAGUUUUUUCAUGUGUUCACUCGCACGCCAACGACUGCAGAGCUGGCUGCCAUCUCCAAUAGAGCAUUCGAAAUUGCUACCCGUAUACGCCGUGAUAUGCUGGCCCGACGUCCAAACGUAAGCGCCAUGGAUAAUCUUCCGGAUGCCUGGGUGCAUGCUAUCCAUCUGGCUAAUAUGAUUUUGGGAGACAUUCAGUUUUUCCAUGACGCCCGUCUUAUUUCUUUGGUUGGUCCGUAUGGCCCUUGCGCCGCCUACAAUUCAGUCUACCAGUUUGGCGUGACCGGCACCGUGCCGUACAUUGGUGAGAAUACCUUACCCACCUUGCAGCUUUACGCACCGCCAAAUCCACCACCACCACAACCACCUACUGGCUUCUACACUCCAGCCAACGACUAUCCUCCAGACAACACCCGCCACAUCUACACUCCAAUCAACGACGGCUUCGUCUAUACUGCCGCUUACGAGAACGUCUACUCUCCGUUGCCUGACGACCACGAGCAAGAGCUAGCAUUUUCCCUGCCACAACGUUCUCGCACACCGGAACCGACCCAGAUGGUGGAGUACAGUCCCGCUUCUCCUGACAUGUCAACUUUGAGCCAUUACCUUACGGAGCCAGCACAUACCUCUCGUUGGAAUGUUGCCCGCGUUGCCCGGGAUCGAAUGCCUUCACCGACUCGCACACAGCCUUUCAAUUUGAUUCGCUUGACGUCACCAUCUUCUGCCAGCAGUCCAUACCGCUCACGUCUUUUGGAUGCGCCACGAGGUGGACGCCGCCGCUCUUCAACUCCACCGUCACCCACAAUGCCUUCCACGUCUGAUGCUUUUACUACACCGACACGCAAUCCAUGCCGACCACGCUUUGUGAAUGCACCGCAACGCCGCCGCCGCCCGCCAACACCGUUCCAUUCAACGCCUCCUCGCGCAUCAACGCCAGUACAAGACUAUUCACCAGACGACCAGACCGCCGUUGAAAGAAUCAAUAGCCUUCUUUCCCAGCCUUUCAUCCUUGACCAGAUCAACCGCAUCGCUAACUCACCCCGGGACCAUUAUCCGGAGGAAAUUUACAGCCAGCCGACUACGCGAAAGCGCUCCACCGAUUCGCCAAAUGAAUCAGACCCUCGCCGUCGCCGCUAUAAUUAACUUGCAAUUUGCCUAAUUUUUAAUAUUUCUUGUUUUUUAAAAAUUGUUUUGCUUGUUAGGAA